AUGGAGUCCAUCGUCGCAAUCUACGGAUCGUCGUCCGAGUCAUCUGAUGCUGGUCAGGUCUCAUCCGACAGUGAAGCCGAGUGCGAUGCAGGAGAGGAGUCGAGUGCUCAUGAGGAUACACAGACCGGCUCGAAGCGGAAGCGCUCCAGCGAACUGCAAUGGAAGCGAGCGUUUCCACACGUGGAUGGCAAUUGGCCAAGCCAUGUACGAAUUGACAUCGUAGUCGACCACGAGCUACGCAAACUAGCCAUGAACGCAAUUGAACGUGCUCAGGACAUCGUCGGUGACACGAUUGCACUGGUGCCUUUUGACGAGCUCCAGCUGAGCGAGAGUUCAGCGACUGACAACGAAAACAGGGCUCUACAUUUGAGUCUCUCGCGACCGUUCGUCCUCACUUAUGACCAGAUCAAUGCUUUCGUCGACUCGCUUCGUGCCGCGCUCAAGUGGCGACAACGGUUCAGCAUCACUCUGCGCCGCAGUCAUGUGCUGCUGAACGAUGAUAGGACACGCUCGUUCCUAGCCCUCCGUGUUGUUGAAGGAGAAAGCGGUAUCGUAAACCUGCUGCAACGCGUGGAUCAGUGCGUCGCGCGCUUUGGACAGCCUGUUUACUACCAGGACCCCAUUCCACAUAUUAGCAUCGCGUCUUCGAUGGGCGAAAAGCUUGCGCAACUAACAUCGGAUCAAUGUGAAAGCCUCCUCACCUUCCCGACGGAAAAGAGGCAGGCGACAACAUUACACUCCUUCACGACAAGCGUAGCUGCAGUCCACGUCGCUGCAGGCAACAAGCACUACGACAUCCCACUCCGCUAA
This is a messenger RNA of Peronospora matthiolae, 810 nucleotides long. The record is from the annotation of a GenBank genome assembly. NCBI's taxonomy places the organism in Eukaryota, Oomycota, Peronosporomycetes, Peronosporales, Peronosporaceae.